This is a messenger RNA of Arabidopsis lyrata subsp. lyrata, 468 nucleotides long. Its product is annotated as bifunctional protein FolD 4, chloroplastic. The transcript has 3 exons. The record is from RefSeq and is a predicted model, not a curated record. Gene Ontology annotation, biological process: tetrahydrofolate interconversion. The coding region runs from base 1 to 468 and encodes 155 amino acids. Gene Ontology annotation, molecular function: methenyltetrahydrofolate cyclohydrolase activity; methylenetetrahydrofolate dehydrogenase (NADP+) activity. Gene Ontology annotation, cellular component: cytosol. Lineage: Eukaryota; Viridiplantae; Streptophyta; Magnoliopsida; Brassicales; Brassicaceae.
AUGCGCGGAAGAGAACUAUUAUGUGUUUUGCGAACACCAAAAGGAUGCAUUGAGCUGUUACACCGAUACAACUUUGAGAUCAAAGGAAAGAGAGCAGUUGUUAUUGGAGGGAGUAAGAUUUUUGAUAUGCCGGCUGCUCUGUUACUGCAGAGAGAGUAUGCAACUGUUACCAUUGCCCAUUCAAGAACCAAGAACUCUGAAGAAAUUGUAAGACAAGCUGAUAUCAUAUUCUCGGCUGUUUGGCAACCAAACAUGGUUAGAGAAAACUGGAUAAAAUUGGGCGCAGUCAUCAAGGAUCCAAGCACUCCGCAUGGCUAUCGAGUGGUCGGAGACAUUUGCUAUGAGGAGGUUUGUAAAGUUGCAUCAGCCAUCACCACACCUGCUGUUGGUGGUAAAAGAACAAUGCCCUUAGCCAUGCUUCUUUCUAACACUUUAACAUCAGCCAAGAGAAAUCACAACUUCAUGUAA